CGUGUUACGGUGACAGUGGGAUGAGCAAAGUGGUACAGGACACGAGAUGUGGUCACCACGAUCAGGCUUCUUAUCAGGCCGAUCUUUCUUCUCCAAGCAGGACCAUGUGCGUAACUUAAGGAAACAUGUGACACAAGAUAAUAAAGAAACGUGAAACAGGGACAUUUCUGCUUUUUUUACUAUGUUCAUUCGUGAAUCGUACGGUGGCAUCAUGAACCGUUUGUUUACGUUGGUGUUCGUGCUGAAUUCGACUGACCAACGAUGGACACGCUGAUAUCAUGAUUCAAAAGUGUUUCUGACUGGUCAGGAUUACUGGAUCGUGAGGCUUAAUUUUCAACAAAUAAAUCACAAUGGCGUCAAAGAAGACGAGACAAAACCAUUCUAUACAGCACUUACUAGAGCUGCCAAGCAACAGAGAGACAAAAUUGCCGUUAUAUUCUGUGAAGGAGUCAACCCAAACGCCACUCAUUCCAACCCCCCGACAGGUCCCGGUAACUGUGCUGCAUCCCUCGCCGAAAAAGUUGUAUCUGAGCAAAACCCGGCAAAGUGGUCUCACGGACAAUUUGCAUCAGGAUCUCUUACGAACGGUCAACCCAACUGCACGCCAGCAAGCGUCGACCCACACAAGGCGGGACUAUCCCCGCCAAAUCAUGAACAAGGUGGAUGAUCGAGUCAGAUCGCCAGGUACAUCACGAUGUUUAACUACCACUAUGUCGCUCUCAAUUUCACCCUCGAGCCCUGAAGAACCUGUCACGCUGGUGGAACUGACCAGCGUGCCAGGUGGCCAGAAUGCGAUGGCUCAUCUCAAAAAACGGAAGCUGGAAGCAGAAUCUGUCAGCCCAAAUCCUAAGCAACCACAGCAGCCACAACAACAGCCGCAUUAUCAACAACAGCAACCCUUGAUCAACAAGAAGGCUGUUCAAGCGAUCAUUCCGCAAGAAAUGGAGACAGCUGAUGCUGCUGCUAAACGAAGGAGGAAAAGCGUCCGCGAUGAAGAAACGCGCAAAUCGCUCGAAGCCAGUGAUUCGAGCAAGAGUAUACCGUUACCUCAAAAGAAGCGAGCAUUCGCUGCUGGAAAUUCAGGUAGCCCAGCGAGAAAGUCUAGCAAACACUCGGAAGAACCCGAAGACGAUGAGACUUUAAUCAGAGAAACCGAAGCUGCUUUGAAAAGCCUGUCUGGAAGUUGGCCUGGUCCGAGAGGAUCCUUAUAUCAGCGAGGUAAUUCCGACGAGGACAAAUAUGAGUCGAAUUUUGAAAACCUGUUUGAAGAGAAAAAAGAUAACCCUAAACUGUCGCCUUCCUCUAUGUCCACUUCUUCAACCACUAGCAAUGACGCAGGUUGUUCCUUGAAAGACGUGAUAUCGUUCCGCGGUCAGCAAGAUCGUAACAGCAAAUCCCAGCAACAGUUGAAGCAACAAGAUAUGAAGCAACAACAGCACCCGAACAAAGCGAAAAAGGAUUUAGACAGUUUGUUAAAAACGGAAAGUGAAUGCGGCAUUAUCCAAAACCAAGUAAAUAACGUGAAUCCAAACGAAUCAGGUAAAAUCAGGCCAGUGCCGAUGAGAUCCUUAUCCAAUAAAGACAGGAAUGACAGGAAUAUAAUCGGUACUCACGUGGACAGUCAAGGUCGGCAGACUGACAAGUAUUCUAGAUACGAUCCACCCGAUUUCAACGAACUUGUCGACGAUUCCUCCAACGAAUUAGAGAUCGACAUGUCGGAUCCAGCUGCCGAGAAAGACGAAGCUGACAGGGACAAGCUGAACGAGAGGGACAGGGAUCGAACAUGUAGAAACGGCCAAUCGCCACAAAAUUCUAGACAACAGCAACAUCAAAACCAAUUAUAUUCAAAUUACCACAGGCACUAUAACGAGAACAGUAUGAAGGUUUCGCCAACCGCGACUACCACCUCCUCUUCUUCACCACCGUCGAAUUCUCCGUUCUCUGCAACGUCGGCGUUUAGACCACCCAAUACGGACCACGCGAAAGCGACUGGCCGCGGUACACCGUCAGUGGCCGUGGCUUCGACAGCGAUACCACCUAUCGGUCCGUACCCAGCAUCCGCUACGUUUGUCGGUUACCCCACUGCUGGUCCAGGACCAACGAUGCCAACACCCCAACCUGUUACGGGAAUCUCGACCACCUCGGAGGACAAGCAUUCUUCCUCUGUAUCGUUAUUACAAUUGAAAUCGUCAAAGGAGGAGGUUCAUCAUGUAACGAGGCACGAGGUUACACCGAACUCGAUGACAGGCAACAAAAGUCCUACCAGUGGCCUUCCUGCUAUCACCAGUCCCGAUUCCUCGAAACAGUAUACGAUUCUCCAACCAGCUGGUAUCGGGUCGAGGGCAGCCAGUGCCAUUCAGGACAUAGCCAGAGAGGGAGUGGUUAGUGUAACGGCUGUUAGCAGUUGUAGCACGACCAACGGCAAUACGGCCAAUGGCAUCAACAGUAAUAGCAAUGGAACUUGUACUAAUAACAUACCUAACAAAAGUACGAACAACAAUAGUAGUGGUAACGCGAACAAUACUGCCAAUCCGGUCAGCAAUGGCAACGGGAACAAUGUCACGAAUAGUAUCGCUAUCACCGCUAUUUCAACCAGUACGACGACGUCUAGUCCAACGACUGGUGCUGAUGCGACAUCAGGAAGUGGAACUGGUCAGCAAGAAACUGUUAUGAAAAUGGCAGAAAGGCCCGUUACCUUUGAUGGCACCAGACCGGGAAUGUCCAUGUCUCCGUCCAGUCUUAACAGAGAGGGCAACAAGUGCCCGACCCCAGGCUGCACGGGGCAGGGUCACGUGACCGGACUCUAUUCUCACCACCGCAGCCUAUCCGGUUGUCCACGGAAGGAUAAACUAACGCCUGAGAUUCUGGCGAUGCAUGAGACUAUUUUGAAAUGCCCGACGCCUGGUUGCAACGGCCGUGGCCAUGUCAGCUCGAAUCGGAACACGCACAGGAGCCUAUCCGGAUGUCCCAUUGCCGCGGCCAAUAAGCAGGCUGCACGCGAGGCACGACACAAGGCUCAAGUGUCCGGAAUUCCUCCAGAAUACAUCAGUACGAACCUGUUGCCGCCGUCGAUGGAUAGCAAGAGCUACUCCCAGUACGGGUCCACGGCGCAGGACACAAAACCGGUGCUAAGCAGCCUGACCUAUGACUACUACACGACAACGAAAAGCACGGGUAUCAACGUGAAACCUCCGAAAACGCCGGAGGAGAAUCCCUCAUCCCGUACGACCAAGGUAGUCCCUAAAACUGAAAAUAUGACGCCGAGUGGCAGUUGCUGCAACACCCUGCCAUCCAGAGGUCAAAACACGACCGACUUACUGGUACCAAAGACGGAAGAAACUGCUUCCUGUCGAGUGAAUUCACCGCCACCACCUCCACCACCCACAGUACGGCCAACGUACGACUCGUACAUGAAUCAGGAUUCGAACUCUUCGUCGAUGUCCUCGAUGGACGCCAUGGGGUCUAGAGGAUCUAUUGGCCCGACGAUACAUCAUCCUACUCAGCAUCCGACGCAUCACGUGCUGCCUAUGCAGCCCACAGUCGCAUAUCCCAUGCCAAUGGUCGAGGAUACGAGGAUGAGUCAUCAGAUGUCCCAGAGAUCUCCGUACGAGCCAUCAGCUAUGAUGGCCGCAGCGGCGGCAGCUGCUGCUGCGGCCACCACCAGCGAGGAACUUUAUCAUCACAGAUCGGCAGAGCACGCGAGAGCCUACAUGCAUCCUGGAGCGAGCAAUAUAGCGCGACCAGUUGUCACUUAUUCCAACGAGAUCGCAACCGGGAGGGGAUAUGAGAACGCAGUAGCCAGUGCUGCGAAUCAUCGACCGUAUGACCCUGGCACCACAUCCGCUUAUGAAAGAUAUGAUACACAAAGUUGCGCACCGAUUCAGUCACAGCAGCAGCAACAGCAACAACAACAACAACAGCAGCAACAACAGCAGCAACAGUUGCAUUCCAGGACGAAUAUGUAUUAUCUGGGACAGACUGGAAUGACGCCUGAGGAGCAAGAAAGGGUGUAUCAUCAGGAAGCUGCGGCUGCAGCACAGCAACAUCAGAUGGCGAUGGCUGCUGCUACGGCUGCUGGGAUGAUGAAGACCGAAGAUGUGAAAUGUGUCACAGUGGCGCAAGUUCAGCAAAUGCAGAAACCUGGUGGCCCCCCAACCUCCCCAGGUGGUUCGGUAAUGGAUUUGUCAACCUCCAGCGUCACUUCGACGAGUCCACAGGCUCCACCGUAUGGUUCCAACAGUCUCAGCCCUCAAUAUGGCGGUGGCCAAACAGUAGGUGGUAGUCCCCAGGCUGCAGCGAGCCCACACUUGACUGCAAGUCCUCAGGUUCCCAGUCCUCAAGGACAAACCCUUGAUCUCAGUGUCAACAGGCUUCAUAGCGGCGCGCCAAGUCCCCAAUAUCCAACCGGCCACGGAGAAGCUGUGGCGGUUCCCCCUGGUUUCCCAGCACCCAGACCAAUCGAGGAGCAAACCGAGCCCGUGGACUUCUCGACGGCAAACGAGCCGGUCAAUUUCAGUGGGGGUCCUGGAAUCAGGCCUGUGCCAGGCUUCCCGCCACCCGGUGUGCACGUCACGGCGUACAGUCGGGAAAGCACCCCAGACAGCGGGGGUUCCCACUACAUGGACGCUUACCGCGAUCCCACUGGUUAUGGACCGAUGAGCCCGCACCCCGGAUACGGAAUGACAGGCGUUCAACCGGAAUACCCUGGGAACACGUAUACCCCUUACCCCACCGCAGGCUACAAUUGUGGUGGAACUUAUCCUGGAGGUCCCGUAACUUCCGGUUACCAAAUCCCAGCUGGCUACACGCCGACACCUUGCUAUAGUAUGCCACCUCCGCAGCACACAGUCGGACCUCUCGAUAAACCUACGGGUAAAGACGAUAGUAUGAAUAUGAGGCGGCACUCGUUGAAUUUCGUGCCUCGGCCCGCCCCUCGUGGUCGCGAUGGCAAGGAGCUGAUACAGUGCCCCACGUCGUCCUGUGAUGGCAUGGGUCAUGUCUCGGGAAACUACGCUACCCACAGAAGCUUGUCUGGUUGUCCGCGAGCCGAUCGUUCCCAGAUCCAAGCACAUUCUCAAGAGCUCAAAUGUCCCACACCAGGAUGCGACGGUUCGGGACACGUAACCGGCAACUAUUCAUCUCACAGAAGUUUGUCCGGUUGUCCAAGGGCUAACAAACCGAAAAGCAAGCCCCGAGAUGGACAGGAUUCGGAACCACUAAGAUGUCCCAUCCCCGGUUGCGACGGCUCUGGCCAUGCCACUGGCAAAUUCUUGUCGCAUCGCAGCGCAUCGGGCUGCCCCAUUGCAAACAGGAACAAGAUGCGUGUAUUAGAAUCGGGAGGUACGGUGGAGCAGCACAAAGCAGCGGUGGCCGCGGCGACAGCGAUGAAGUUUGAGGGUGUGAACUGUCCCACGCCGGGCUGUGACGGAAUCGGUCAUAUAAACGGAUCGUUCUCUACUCACAGAUCUCUAUCCGGUUGUCCGAUAGCCGGUCACGCGGUAAAGAAGCCAAAGUUCGAAGACAUGUCGACCAUGUACAGCAAAGGAAUCACCGGAGUGGACACCAGUGGUCCGGCUCACGGGGGUGCGGUGGGUACGGGUCAGGGUAACACGAGUGGUAGCGGUACCGCCAGUGGCCAGAGCGAGGAUCUCUACACACUGGAAGCCGAGAUCACAGAGCUCCAGAGAGAAAACGCUCGGGUCGAAUCGCAGGUGUUGCGCUUGCGCUCCGAUAUCACCGCCAUGGAGAACCAACUGAAGCAAGGUGAAAAGGAAACAACGGCGAUUACUCAGCGAAGCAACAACCUGACCGAGUACUAUCAAUCGCUACGCGAUAACAUGAUAACGUUGUUGGAGCACGUGCGAAUACCGAACGCCCCGGGCGGACCGCAGGAGAAGAUGGGCCACGAAAACUUCGACAGUUACCUGACGAAGCUGCAGACAUUGUGCACCGCUGAUGGUUAUUGCGCGGACGAGGCAAACAGGCCGAUAUACGAAACGGUGAAGACCGCGCUGCAGGAUUUCACGGUCCUACCGACACCCAUCUGAGACCAUCCUUAAAGCUCGACGAUCGGAUACAACGUGACACGAACGCGUUUCAUGCGGUAACUUCGUUCUCGUUGUGAUGAUAAGAAAAAAAAUGCGAUCAUAACAGAGACACAGGAGUUCGCGUGGUUUACCACAACGGAAAGACUAUUCUGUGCAAUGAAAAUCGUGUGUCGGUAAACGAGCAACGAGAAAGACUUUCUUGAUCGUAUAAUAAAUUGUGUUAUGACUCUCCAUACUGAGAAUGAGAAAUCGAGAAGACUUUUUACCAAUUAUCGGGUGAUUUGCUCGUGUACCAAAGGAAAACGGUGCUUUCGACUGUCGACUUAAAGACGGUAAAUGUUCGACACAAGCCGAUGACGACUGUAUAGACUUGAGAGUAGUAAAUGUUACAAAGAAAAACGGUAUCUAAGGUAUCAUCUGAUAACCACUCAGUGUGAUCCCGCAGAACCGUACGGACUGACGUUGCUCAUAGCGAUAUCUUUUGUAUAUAAUGAAAUUGUAGAACAUAAGAAUAACGUAAGGCCGAGGACCGUGAGGACUCGUAGGCAUCGUGAUUGUAAAUAGGCAGCAGAGAAAGCAUUUAUAUAUAUAUAUAUACAUAUAUAUAUAUAUACAUAUACAUAUUAUUCAAAGGAAACGUUAAUGUCGUUAUCACUCUUAAGUCAUGUAAAGAUAAAGAUGAAGUUGGUGGAAGACACAAGGAGCACACGCGCGAAAAACAUAAAUGAUUAGCUUAAAUGUAUAUCGAACAAACGUAUUGCUCUUACCAGUGCAUAACUGUUACUACCCGUUAAGCCAUUAAACGUUUAAAAAGUAAACGAGAAUGUGGAACCGCUAUCGAUGCUGCUUCUGCUAAAAUGGAAAAAUGGAAAAAAAAAAGAAAAGAACCGACAGCUACUUAUAAAUUACUACUGCGUACUUACCGCUAGAUAUUAUUAUUACUACUAUCGUCACUGUUACAACCACCGAGAUUGUUUCUAGGACUAACCCAAUCAUUAUUAUUAUUGCUACCACUACUCUUACUACCGUCUGAUAUAGGAUAUUAGCGAUGAGUAUACCGACGCAUUUAUAUUAUCAACGAGUCUACGAAACGGCGAAACACUUUGUCCAUAGUGUGUACAUAGUCGACAGAAAGAGAUUACGAAUAUUAUAAUGAGAGUUCGGCGAGUAGUGCUGAUCCACUUGGCUAAUUGUGCGUGAGAUGAUCGAUGAGAGAAGAUUCUGCGCGUGAAACCUCGAUCUUGUAAUAACGGUGCAUGUACACACAGCCUGGUCGUUAAUUGUCAAGAUGUCAAUCGCAAACACGGUGUACUUAUCAAAUUUCCAGGCGUUUAAGGGCGCGUCGAGGAUCGACGAGCUCCAUGAAAAGCGAGGACGAUCCUUGAUCCUCGUGCUCGUCGUGAAUCGUCGACCAAUCGGGUCGGGACGAAGGAUACUCGUUCUUUUGUGCAAUAGUUUCGAAACGUUCUGUGUUUGUUCCUUUCGUUGGAGAAAUUUAUUAGGAUAAACAGAUACGCGUACAUAGUACCGUCGCGUCUAUGUGAAUUGUUAUUAUUUUUGUUGAUACAUUUACGUCUCUCUACGUUGUAAGUUGGCGUUUUUAAUGGAUCGCAAAGCACGCGAGGAACCAAACGUGUAAAUAUCGAUACGUUCCUGCGCGUAUCGCGAUACGACGAAUAUCUUCUGCCUCUUGGGUGCUUAACGGUCGAAGGCUCGAUGAAGAAAAGCAAAUCUCUGACAAUACACGUCGUCGAACCGGCAAACGAAGCGUUUCUGGUUUAUUUCUCUGGCAUCGAUACGUAUACGAGACGAACGAGGAAAAAAGUCGAUGGCGACGUUCGCGUAAAAUUAUCUUUGACGUUUACCAAGUAACACAUUGUAUUACACGAGUACUAGUUUAAAACAAAGGAUAGAAAGAGACGCGAGAUAACCGAGAUAGGCGAAGAUAUUUUCCGUGCAGCGCUUAUUACUUUACAGACUGAAAUAAUUUCGUCACAGUAGAACGAGACAGUGUACAUAAAAGUAAGAGAGAGGGGAGAAUCUGGGAAGUAGAGUGUAGGAGAAUCAAUUAUUCGUCUAUUUCGUGGACAGAUGGGAUGAAAGAUACCGUGAGAAGAGGUAUAUACUUUAACCAAACACCGUGUAGUGAGAGUAAUAAUAAAUUAAAAAAUAUAGCGAUAGUCGGCCGACGAUUACGAUUAAUCUUCGACGUUAUCAUUAUUCUUGUCAUUGUCAUUAUUAUUACGAUUAUAAUUACCAUUGUCACUGUGAUUAGAUCUAUUUUUUUGCUCAACACGAACCGCAUACAGGCAGUGGGAAGGCAGACGGGCAACACGUUCACGAUCAGUACGAGCUCGUUCUUCCUGGGAGUUACCAUUUCGACGACAUUAUUGCUAUUAUUACCAUUAUUACCAUUAUUGUCGUUACGUUCUCGUCAUUAUUACGAUUAUUAUUGUUGCCGUUGAUAAAGUUGUACGAAUAUAUAAGUUCAAUGACAUGCUUUAAGUAAGUAUAAAUGUUACUCCGAUUGAAUAAAGGGUAUUUAUCGAUGAA
Messenger RNA from Bombus impatiens (common eastern bumble bee), 8600 nucleotides. RefSeq names its product flocculation protein FLO11-like. The record is from RefSeq and is a predicted model, not a curated record. Gene Ontology annotation, cellular component: nucleus. Gene Ontology annotation, molecular function: RNA polymerase II cis-regulatory region sequence-specific DNA binding; zinc ion binding; DNA-binding transcription factor activity, RNA polymerase II-specific. Gene Ontology annotation, biological process: regulation of transcription by RNA polymerase II. The transcript is spliced from 22 exons. Lineage: Eukaryota; Metazoa; Arthropoda; Insecta; Hymenoptera; Apidae. The coding region runs from base 351 to 6047 and encodes 1898 amino acids.